Molecule: messenger RNA, 5032 nt
Organism: Hyposmocoma kahamanoa
Lineage: Eukaryota; Metazoa; Arthropoda; Insecta; Lepidoptera; Cosmopterigidae
Gene: Acci
Exons: 21
Coding region: 102-4739 (1545 amino acids)
Biological process (GO): proteolysis
Molecular function (GO): serine-type peptidase activity; dipeptidyl-peptidase activity; RNA binding
Source: RefSeq, a predicted model, not a curated record
ACGUUAAAGGUGCCGGUGAAUGUUGUUAUUAGCAGUUGUUAGUAUACACUUUCUCUCUAACAUUGGUUUUAAUAUUUUUGGAAUAUUUUUAUAGGUGAAAAAUGCGUCGUAAAAGUGAGCGUACCGCUACUAAAAAAGCUAAAACUUCGCCUGAAAAAAAGGUUGAAAAAGUAAAACGUACUCGAGGAAGGCGCCGUAAACAAUCUUCAUCGUCAGAAAAUGAAUCUGGCGACGAGGGCAGCCCCGUGCAGGAAGUGGAAGUCGUCGAGGAGCAGGACAAAAUACCGCCAAGUACCCCUGUCAAGAAAGAUGAUAGUCCAGAGGACGCCCAGGAGCAGGUAUGGCAUGUAAAAGCUACGGAAGCGUCUGGCGACGUGGGAGAGAUUCAAAAACUGAAAAUUUGUCUGGCUCGUCCUCCUUCGACUCCUGAGAGAGUAGACAAAUCUCCUCGGAGUAGGAGGAAACAUUCGCGCGCAACUAGCUCUAGCGACUCUCCAAGUGUUGAUAGUGUCGAUGAGAAAAGGAAGAGUGGCCACCGCUCUAAGAAAUCUCGCGAUUCUAAAGACGAGUCAGAUAAAAAUGACAGUCAGGAAGAACCAGAGGUGGAGCCUGGAAUCCAUACCGCGUCAGAUGAACCCGACAGUGAGGUAAGUCAAAGCACAGAUAGUCAACACCACACUUCUGAUGAGACCCCUAUGUCGACUACUAAUGAAGAAUCUAAACCUACUGAAAGUGAAACUCCAGUUGAUGGUAAUAACACACAGGAGAAAGAGUCACAACAGAAUGAAUCUUCUUCUGAAGCUGAGGCACAAGAUAACAGUGCUGCUGACACUACAGUCGUCUCACCAAAGAUGGAUAAUCAGGAAAGUACUGGUGAUGUAAACACUACAGCGAGAGAAAACCAGGAGUGUGAACGAGAACGUAGCGUUUCAGUUGAGAAAUCUGAAGUAUUGGAAAUACAUGCAGAAGAGACUAAAUGUGAGUCUUCAGAACCUCAACAUAAGGAAGAGGAGGACUCCGUAAAGGAUGAAAGUGAUAAGUCCAUAGAGCAGGAUGAGGCAUCCAGUGAGAGGAAGGUAAGUAUUAGUGAAGAUAAAAAGGAUGAGAGUAACACUGAAGAGUCUGGUGAAAACGAUACAGCUAAAACUAAUAAUGAAACUGAUGUUGUAGAAAACACUGAAAAGACUGACAGUGAUGAAAAUAAAAGGACAAGAAAUGUUUCAACAGAUUCAGACAAGGACAAAGAUGAAAGUAAGGAAAGGUACCGAAACAGAGAUAUACAUAGAUCAGACUCUGUGCAGUCAGCACAGGAAGAUACUGUCCACAUUGAGCAGGCCCCUCCUAUUGUAGUUACCAGGAAACGCAAAUGGGGCUCAAGGCCCAAAGUCACAACCCAGAAGUCUAUCACCAUUUCUACUGAUAUUCUUAAAGAUAUAAUACCUGAUGUGAAGCCUGUGGAGUUUGAUGAAGUGAUCGAAGAGAAGAAACACAGGAGGAUUGAGGUUGUAGAGAAACUUGAGCGACCAGUAUUGCCAAAAAUUGUUAUUGACAAUACUCAUAAUGUGGAGCAGAAUAAAAAAGAACAAGAAGAUGCAGAGCAUGACAAAGUUAAAGAAUUACGUAUGUCAGCAAACAGGAGGAUUUCCAUUGUAAAGGAGGAAGAUAGUAUUAUGGCUAGACCUCCAAGCCCACCAAAACAUAAGCAAUCGAAUAUCUUGUAUAUAACGAACCUGGUGAGACCAUUUACUUUACCACAGUUGAAAAAUUUGCUGCAGAGAACUGGAAGAAUUGUGGACAGUGGUUUUUGGAUAGACAGAAUUAAGUCAAAAUGUUUUGUUAAAUAUGAAAAUGAAGAUCAAGCUGUGGAAACACGACAUGCAUUGCAUGGUGUAACCUGGCCUGUAUCAAAUCCUAAAACUUUGCAAGUGGAUUUUUCUACCCAAGAAGCAUUUGACAAGGCCAUGCAAAAUGAAGAUACUGAUGGUACUCAAACAUCAUCCAUUCCUGGGACUGUUGAGGAUUGGCUCCGGGAGCAAGACAUGAGGAGAGAUCGAGGAGAAAUUGACAAGCCUUGGGAGCGGAAGGCGGCGAUGCGAGAGUGGGACAUGGGAAAGAAUGAAAAAGAGAAGGAAAAGGACAAAUUACGUAGAGACGAGCGCCUGCCGGAAAAGAGGCGACAUCGCACACCGAGUCCUGAACCAGCGCGGAAAUUCAAAAAGAAAGAAGAAGAAGCCCCUGCAAAGCUCUUAGAUGACUUAUUUAGAAAAACUAAAACCACUCCAUGCAUAUACUGGCUGCCUCUGUCAGCUGAAACGAUUGCGAUAAAAGAGGAGCAACGGCGCCAGCACAUGGCCGAGCAUGAGCGGCGCUUGCAGGAACUGCGGCGCACGCAGCAUCGUCGGCAUUAUUCGAGCGCUCACAGAUACUCCGUGGAAGUCGCGAAGUUGGUUUUGUAUCUCAAUGGAGAAUUGAAAUAUUUUGUAAAAAUGGCGCGGUGGUGGUACGUACUGGCGGUGGUAGUGAUGUCGGUGACGGCAGACAACCCUUUCACAAUCGACGACUUUGUCUCAGGGCGGUUUGCGCAGAGAGGAUUCAAUGGCACUUGGAUUUCUGAUACCGAAUUCACCUUCACAAAGCCCGAAGAACCGGGCAUUUUCGUGUACGAUGCUUCUGAUGACAGCAUCAGAGAGUUCUUCGUCAAUGCGUCAGUUCUGGAAGCCCUGGGCACUGAGAAUCCAAUACUCUCACGGGAUCGGCAGUAUAUAUUAGCACCUAGUGAUGUUCAACGGGUCUACCGAUACUCUACAACAGCUCGAUUUGCUCUUUACGAGAUAGAAACUCAACACACGACCCUUAUAGCAGAUCAUGAGCCACUCCAACUUUGCAUCUUCGGCGCGAAUCACGCGCUAGCGUACGUGUUGAACAACAACGUGUAUUACUUGCCCAGUGACGUGACCGAAGCUAUCCCUCUAACCUUCGACGGCAAUCCGGGCGAUGUUUUCAAUGGACACACGGAUUGGGUGUAUGAGGAGGACGUUAUGUACACCGGGCAAGCAACAUGGUUCUCGACCCAGGGCUCCUAUCUUGCUUUUGCCAGUUUCGACGACCGUGAAGUUGAAACCUAUUCGUAUUACUACUAUGUCAAUAUGACAGAGCCCGAUGAUUUGUACCCGGAACUCGUCCAUUUGAAGUACCCAAAGGUUAAUCACCGUAACCCGACAGUGCGCCUGCGUGUUGUUAAUCUUGUGGGUAUAACGGCGAACAACAUCAGUUACAUAGAUCUACCUGCUCCCGUGGAGACGGUUACCGAUGACCACAUCCUUGGUGGUGUACAAUGGACCACUGACAACGAGAUUGCUGCUCUUUGGCUUAAUAGGCGGCAGAACUCCACUGUACUGAAGAUUUGUAACAUUGCCGUCACUCCAAUAACUUGCCAAGACGAGUACAGAACUCAGCCAAACGGUUGGGUGCCUAUAGGCCUGCCACGCUUCAGCAGUGACGGCAGUUACUUCUUGUCCCUUCGAUGGUCGCUGGAGCAGACUGAUGGCAAUAUAUGGCAACAUCUCUUCCUCAGCAUGCGUAUUGAUGAUGACAUUGUAUCCAGUUCCAUUACACCUCAACAUGCCACUGUUAAUAAUUUUGUUGGAAUGAAUGAGGAGUUUCUUGAAUACUACUACACGACCACUGUACCCGAUACCCCGUGGCAGUCGCAAGUGCGCGUGGUUGGCGCAAAUGACGGUUGCCUCAGCUGCAACCUGGUAUUGCCGGACGGGGGUCCUUGCACGUGGGCCACCGCCACGGCCAGUCACGGCGGCUCCUACCUGACCAUUACUUGUUCCUCGUCUAAUGAAAUUUCUGCUACGUUUAUUAUUGAUACUCGGACUCGCGAAUCAAUCCGCCUAUGGGAAGACAACGCCAUAGUUCGUGAACGCCUGGUGGGAAAGACAAGACCCGGUAGCAUGAUCUUCACAGUGCCCCUUCAGAACGGAUUUCCUGCCCCUGUACGUCUUCACCUCCCCCCUGGACUAGACUUCAGCGACACCAAUACUAAAUAUCCACUUGUGUUUUACGUAUAUUCUGGACCUAAUACCAAUACAGUAUUCGACACCUUUACUGUCGGUUAUCAUUCAUACUUGGCGACCAGUCGCAACAUAAUCUACAUGGUGGCGGACGGAAGGGGUUCCGGUCUCAAGGGACAAGAAAUACUGUAUUCACUCAACAAUGCUUUGGGCACUGUUGAGGUCGAAGACCAUUUUGUUAUUCUCAGACAAGUUCUACAACAAUUCCCGGUCAUCGACCAAAGCAGAAUCGGCAUAUGGGGUCACAGUUACGGGGGAUAUGCGACGCUGCUCACUCUAUUACACGAUGACGAACAUCUCUUCAGCUGCGGUGUCUCUGGAGCCCCUGUCACUUCUUGGCUGUAUUACAAUACUAUGUACACGGAACGCUACAUGGGGCGACCUACUGAAGAGGACAAUCUAAAGGGAUAUGAAGCCGGUGACGUUACAUUGCUAGCAAAAAAACUGGAAGGUCAUGAUUUCUACAUCAUGCACGGCAAUGCAGACGACAACGUGCAUUAUCAGAACGCAGCUAAGUUGAUGACGGCGUUGCAGGAACUCAAUAUUCCUUUUGAACAGAUGUCCUACCCUGACGAAGCACACAGUUUGGCGGGCGUCAACAUGCAUCGGUACCACGCUAUGGACCGCUACUGGAACAGAUGUCUGCGGCUGCGCGUGUAGGUGUACAGUUGUAAAAUGCACAAUAAAUUUUCAUAAUAUUACCGCUAAUCAGACGUUCAGCACAUGCUGAUGUAUUCAAAUUAACAAUACGACAUAACAUUAAAUUUUUGUACUUGUGGUAGUGUGUGACCGUGGUGCGCACAAAAACUGUCGCAAUAUGGUACUAGUCUUUUGUUUUACCCAUCGUGAGAAGUGUUCAAAAUUCAACAAGGAUACGGAGGCUGACGAAUCAUGACGACACCGACACCGACGAACACCGACAUCGACUAUUAUCAAGCAACAUGUAAUGAACU